CAGAUCUCUCCUCCGCCGCGCACGCGCGCGUGUUCGUUCCCGUCCGAUGGUCGCCUCCGACUCCGCGCGACGCACACGCCCGCGAAAGUCGCCGCCGGAGGACCCCGCGACGGCGCUCCCGGACGACAUGCUCCUUGAGGUCUUCAAGCGGCUGCCGCCCCCCACGGAUACCAUCCGCUGCGCCGCGGUGUGCCGGCGCUGGCGCCGCAUAGUCUCCUCUGGCGCACGCGCGGGCUGCCUCCCGACCCCGCCCCGCCACUUCGGCUUCUUCCGCAACUACCACCAGUCUCCGCUGCCCCCGUUCGUCGCCACCGGGUCCGGCGUCGAUCUCGACGUCGGCGGCCUCCUCCCCCGUGUGGUGUCGAAGCGCGGCGUCGACAUCGUCGACGGCCGCGGCGGCCUACUCGUCCUGCGCGAGCGCAGCAAAAAGUUCUGGGAGCUGAAUCUCGUCCUCUGCAGCCCGCUGGAGAGGCCAUACCGGCGGUUGCCGUCGGUGAAUAUCAGUGGGUACGACAUGGCCUGCGCCGCUUUCGUUCCUCUCCAGGGCGUCGGUUUCCGCGUCGCUGCCGUGCUCUUCGGCGGCGCCGAGGACUUGUGGCGCCGCUACGCUGUUCUGGUCUACGACUCCGCUAGCGCUCCCCCGGCCUGGAAGGUGACCACCGGCUCCCGGCAGCGCGGGGAACGGCACUACAAUGCCCACGAGGGACGUCGAAGACGUCGUGUACAGCCUUCAAGACGAGCACAUCAUGGUUGUGGACACUACCAAGAUGACAAUGUCCGUGUUGCCGGAGCCGGUGGCCCGUCCCGACUGGCUGAUUGAGGGCGACCACUGGAUCGGCAAGACUGACGACGGCCGUCUGUGCUUCUUCGUGUUCCACGACUACAAGCCGCUUCUUGUGCAGAGGUGGGCUCUUGGAGCGGAUAGCAAGUGGACUCCGCAGCAGCCGUUGUGGCUGCCCCCGGAGCUCCACGGCGAGAAGCUCACGACGGAAAUCUCCUCUUCCUUCAAGCGUGUGAGAUUCGCUGGGUUCUGCGAGGGCAGCAGGAUGCUCUUCUUCGUCAUGGAUGAUUGGGUAGUUUCUUUCGACAUCGAGACAUUGGAGAUGGAAAGGCUGUGGUGCUGCGAUACCGACGAGCCGCGGCAUCUUGGAGGGCUUAGCAAGGUGUAUCCGUACGAGAUGGUGCCGUGGCCUCCGGUGCUCAAAGAUUUCGCCCAUUGAGUCUUCUCUUCACCGUCCGAUCAAAUGCAAGUAAUUAAGAGGUACUGAUCGUUGUGGAUUUGCCAUCGUCGGAGAAAUACAGCGGGCUGCUCCCAGUCGUUUAGUCGCCCUCCUCCCAUCAUUGUAGUCCCAAGCAUUGAAUUAAGCUAGGAGAGCGUUCAGCGAUCAACAACAGGAUGCGCCUCUGACAGUAGUAUCACUUGGUAUCCAGCGGCGAGUGAUGUACAAUGGCACAAGUGGCACCAUCUCUGUUUCUUUUUCCUUACGUUGAAAAUUGUGUUAGCAGUCGCAUAAUUAUGGUCAUGUACUUUACUAAUGCUUUGGCCUGAAAU
Triticum aestivum (bread wheat) is the source of this 1552-nucleotide messenger RNA. RefSeq lists its product as uncharacterized. The record is from RefSeq and is a predicted model, not a curated record. Gene Ontology annotation, molecular function: protein binding. The transcript is spliced from 2 exons. Bases 47 to 820 code for a protein of 257 amino acids. Lineage: Eukaryota; Viridiplantae; Streptophyta; Magnoliopsida; Poales; Poaceae.